CCCCCCCGCACCCAUUUCCACUCCCCCUCUCUUUUCUCUGUGGCUCCCUUGGAAAUGGAGGCACGGAGAUUGCAGUCAGCUGAUGGGUGCUGCUGAGCUCAGGAAAAGCCUCCCCUCCUCCUUCUCUCUCCAUCUCACCGCCUUCUCGGCCUCCCCAGCCCCGACAAAGGGUCUCGCUGUCGCUGGUCCCCCCCCCCAGGGGCGGUUGGGUCAGAUUAUCCUAUCCCGCCUCCCCCCACCGCCACCUCCUUGGAAUUGGAGAGAGGUUUUUGGUCUGGCGCGCCUUCCUCGCUCUCUCGCUCUCUCUCUCUGCCUCCUUCCAAAGGCACAGCAGAUAAGAGCUGCUACCGCCCUCUCUGGGAAGGAAAGGGAUUUCUCCCUCUGUCUCUCCUUUGCAGGACCCAGAACACAGGUAUGGACUAAGCAGGAGAGACUGUGCGUCCCCGAGCUCCGUCUCCCCAUCCAGGCGCCGCGUGCGAGGAGGGCAGCCAGGACACCUGGGCAGGUGUGCAGCCUCCGCAGACCAUCUCCCGCGCCCGCUGCCAUCACCUGCUAGCUCCAGGACCUGUGAAAACGGGGAGAUCAGGCAGGCCAGCCCUGAAGUGCUGCCCGCUGUGCCCGAUGCUGACCAGACCUCCUGCAGUCUCUCUGGGUCACCCUCUGGGAUUCUCGCCCUCCACGCCUAUGCCAGCCUGCCCCUAACCAGCAAUGAUCUUGUGGAACUGGCCGCCCGCCCCACCGCGCCCCCUUCCCCACUGCUACUCCUGCCCUACUCCUCCUGCUGCCCGCAUGCCUGCACCAUGACAGGGGCCCGGCAGCUGGAUUCCUGCGGAGGAGGGCUGCGUGGCCAGGAGCGUGGCUCGGGCUGAGGGAUGGCCUCACUGGACCUGCCCUACCGCUGUCCGCGUUGCGGGGAACACAAGCGAUUCCGGAGCCUGUCCUCCCUGCGGGCUCACCUGGAGUACAACCACACCUACGAGACUCUCUAUGUCCUCUCCAAAACCAACAGCAUCUGCGAUGCCACCGUUUUCCCCCUGGCGUCCGACACCACCCUCCUGACGCCCGCUGCCCGCCGGGACAUCUUUGAGAGCACCUCCUUCCAGGGCAAGGAGCAGCGCUUCACCUGCGACCUCAUCGCCACCGCCACCACCGAGGAACUGGACCCUACCUCUUCGCCCCUUGCCUCCCGCUACGUCCACGAGAUCGAAAUCCCCCUGACUGAGAUCUUCACCCGCAAGGCCAUGACCUCGGCCACCACGCCUCCCGCCGCUGCGGCCGCCGCAGUGGCUGCCGUCGACGCGGCCUACGAGGAAGGCCUGACCCGCCUCAAGAUCCGGGCCUUUGAGAAGCUGGAGGUGGACAAGCGGCUGGAGAAGCUGACCGAGGAAGUGGAGCAAAAGAUCGCCUCCCAAGUCGGCCGGCUCCAGGUGGAGCUGGACCGCAAGAGCUCGGAGCUGGAGAAGGCCAAGCAGGAGAGCAUCCGGCUCAGCCGGGAGAAGCAGGAGCUGGAGGAGAGGGCCGUGGAGCUGUCCCGCCAGGUGGACGUCAGCGUGGAGAUGCUGGCCUCCCUCAAGCAAGACCUGGUGCAGAAGGAGCAGGAGCUGAGCCGCAAACAACAGGAAGUGAUCCAGAUCGACCAGUUCCUGAAGGAGACGGCUGCCCGUGAGGCCAACGCCAAAGUCCGCCUCCAGCAGUUUAUCGAGGAGCUCCUGGAUCGGGCCGACCGAGCCGAGAAGCAGCUGCAGAUCAUCAGUAGCAGCUGUGGGACGACCCCCAACUGCAGCCUGGGGAGGUGCAGCGUGGCUGGGUCCAAGAGCACAGGAAGACCGAGAGACAGGCACUCGGUUCCCGGAGCAACAGCACACAGUUCCUACGCGGUUUCCAACCAAAGAUCAUCUUCCAGCACCGGAGCCUCUAGCCGUGCCAAAGCCGUCUCCCAGAGCUCCGGCUGCUACGACAGCGACAGCCCUGAGCUGUACCAGGGGGACGAGAAUGCCGAUGGGCAGUCCUACCAGGGCGGGCAGAACCGAGGUUCGGACAGUGCUUUCGACAGGCCCGGUGGAGUGAGGGCUUCGGGUCUCCGCAGGCAGGCCAUCCAGAACUGGCACCGCCGCCCUUACCGCAACAGCACCGAGGGAGAAGAAGGAGACAUCUCUGACGUGGGCUCCAGGACCACCGAGUCGGAGGCCGAGAUGUGGGAGACCGAGCCCCCAGCGGAGGCUCAGCAGGAGAAUUUCUCCAGGACCAGAAACAGCUCAAGGCUGCAAGCCAAGUCUGAAGGAGGGAAGGCAGUCCGGCCGGAGAGAGGCAGCCCGGCUCGCUCAAACGAGGUCAUCAGCCCCGAAAUCCUCAAGAUGCGAGCUGCUCUCUUCUGCAUCUUCACGUACCUCGACACCAAGACGCUGCUGAGGGCAGCCGAGGUUUGCAAGGACUGGAAGUUUGUGGCGCGGCACCCUGCCGUGUGGACCCGGGUACUCCUGGAGAACGCCAGGGUGUCGUCCAAGUUUCUGGUCAUGCUGUCACAGUGGUGCACCCAAACACACUCCCUCACCCUCCAGAACCUCAAGCCCCGUCAGAGGGGGAAGAAGGAGACCAAGGAGGACUACAUGAAAAGCACACGGGGCUGCCUCGAAGCUGGCCUGGAGUCGCUGUUGAAGGCCACCGGAAGCAACCUCUUGAUUCUCCGUAUUUCGCACUGCCCCAACAUCUUGACAGAUCGCUCCCUCUGGCUGGCCAGCUGCUACUGUCGAGCGCUCCAAGCCGUCACCUACCGGAGCUCCACUGACCCCGUGGGCCAUGAGGUUAUCUGGGCGCUGGGAGCAGGCUGUCGAGACAUCAUUUCCUUACAGGUGGCGCCGCUGCACCCUUGCCAGCAACCAACCCGCUUCAGUAACCGCUGCCUGCAGAUGAUUGGGCGGUGUUGGCCACAUUUGAGGGCGCUGGGCGUCGGCGGAGCAGGUUGCGGAGUGCAAGGAUUGGCUUCCUUAGCCCGGAACUGCAUGCGGCUGCAAGUGUUGGAGCUGGACCACGUGACGGAGGUGAACCAGGAGGUGGCGGCCGAGGUGUGUCGGGAAGGCCUGAAGGGGCUGGAGAUGCUGGUCUUGACAUCCACCCCGGUCACACCCAAAGCCUUGCUGCAUUUCAACAGUGUUUGCCGGAACCUGAAGUCCAUCGUGGUGCAGGUUGGGAUCUCGGACUACUUUAAGGAACCAAACAGUUCUGAGGCCAGGAAGAUGUUUGAGGAAAUGGUGACCAAACUCCAGGCCCUGAAGAAGAGGCCGGGCUUUUCAAAGAUUUUACACAUUAAGGUGGAAGCUGGCUGUUAACCUUUGCAAGGGGAGAGACCAACGCGCACCCCAGAUUAACACCUCCUGCCCGUCUGUUAGUAAAGACAUCCUGGCGCCAACACCAGCAGCCUGCCUGCCAGCCGCAGUUCUCUGGACUGGCGCUUUCAGAAGCACCCAGCUGAGCGCACGCAUCUUUGAGCAGGCCUUCCGGACUGGGCGCGACGAGCUCCUUUUCCGUGCGGUGAAGGGUCAGCUGUAUCGCUGAGAUGAUGGUGCUAUGAAAACACACAUAACAAAACGCCCAGCAAAGGAAUUUCUCCAGACUGCCAGCGGGAACAUCCCUUUUCCUUCUCCUCCUACUCCUUUCAUCUCGCGGAGGCAGCUGUGCAAGGGAAGCUUGGCCCUUCUUUGCAGAUCCUUCCUUUGCCGUCGAGACUCUCUUUCUUUUCGCCCUUCAACAACUUCUCGGCCAAGGGUGACAAAUCAACAAGGCUCCCUUGACUCCCUCGAUUCGCCCUCCUCCUUUGUGGAAACGACUGGUCGUUCCUUCCGUCUGAAACUACAUCGCCUCGGAGCCUCAUUUCAUCUCUUUCCUUUCGGGCUCUUUCUCUCGCUCACUCUUGGUUUUUUACUGAGGGAGGGGGCAGUUCCUAUUGUGGGGAGAAGCAGGGUUUCCUGCUCAUUUUGAUUUCCCCCCUCUCUCUUAUGAAAGAAAAGGCAAAGCCGAAUUUCCCUGCGGCCAGAGACCACUACAAUCCUAAGAAAACAAAUCUCGUACCUUGCAGAGGAACCCUGGAAUGUUCUCCCCACUCACCAAUUUCCGUCUUGGAGCCAGGAACAUAGGAAGUUGCCUUAUACAGAGUCAGGCCUUGGUCCAUCUAGCUCAGUAUUGUCUAUACGGACUGAUAGCUCCUCUGCGUGGUUUCAGGCAGGGAGUCUUCCCCAGUCCUCCCAGGAGAUGCUGAGGACUGAACCCAGGACCUGGGCCGCUGAGCCAGGGCCCUUGUUCUCUCUCCUGCACAGGCCAUAAAGCAUCUUUGCCUGCAACAUCCUCUUUUCAUCUCUUGCCACCAACUUUUUCCUGAUUCAUGGAAAGCCACCGUCUUCCUCUUCUGGCAGGUGGCUUCGCCGAGUGAUUAAUCGUUUGGCAACUGGCACAGUGGAAAGGAGACGUUUCUGCUUUGAAUGUAAGCCUCCUCCAUCCAUCAUCCCUAGCUUGCCUGCUUUCCAGGAGGCAGGGAGAUCCAGUCCCCCCCCCCCCACAAUUUACAGAUCUGCAAGUGCCCUCCAGGUAUUAACUGGCCCCCGACAUUAACCAGUUCCCAAUCCCUGCCGUUUAUGCCAAGAUUUAGGGAGCACAUAGCUACCAGAAAUUAGAGGAACUAGCUCUGCCCGAAUUUCUCAGGCAGAUGGCUUUGCUUCAGUUGGAUUUCUUGGGGAAGCAGAAGGAUGGAGUUUGCAGUCAGCAUCCUGCUGUGACGAUGGAUCCGCAGCAAAAAUGACACAGCUAGCAAGUGCAGGUUCCAGAUCCUGCAAGGAGGAGCCUGGCUUAUAAGCUCACGGCCAAAGCAUUUGAUCAACCUGAGAAAAUCCUUUCUGGCAUAGCAUUUAUGCUGAAUCCCCAGGGGCAGUCGAGGGCUGGCCUUGAGAGAGGACUUGAGGGGAGCAUUUUCUAGUCUAAGCCAGGGGUCGCUACGCUGUGCCUUCAUCAGCUGGAAUUAUCUGGAGCUGUUUUUAUUCCAUCAGAGCAUCUCCAUUCUUGGGGAGGGUGGGGCGAGGCUGACCUGUUGGGUUUCUGCCUGGUGUGCAGCUGAUGAAGGCACAAGCUCCAUGCCAGAAAAAAACAAGGCAACCCCCUUCUCAGAGGCUACGCUUAUCAGAGCCAACCCUUAUCAAGUAGCUGUUGGACUCCCGGUUCAGUACAGUAAGCCCACAACUUAUACAACUUAAUGCACUUUGCAAAAAAAAAAAAAAUUAAAUUAAAUUUAAAGGGGGCAUGAAUCCAGGAAAAAAAUAUUUGGCAUUCCUAUCCGUCAUUGCACCCCAUAUGUUUUGAUUAUACACAAUUUUGGAUUUAUGCCCAGUGCCCAGAAUGCAAUGUAAGUUGCGGGCUUAACUGUAGUUACAAAGAUAAGUUAUUUGAAAAAGACAGAUAGGACUAUAUAUGGUGGGUUUUAAAGCUUUUAUUACUUGAUAAAGCUUCUAUUACUGAUAAUCAAACCCCCCACACCCAAAAGAAGGAAGGAUCCUUAUUCCUUAUGUUGCACACAAACCCCCCCCCCCCCCAGAAUUCUGUGGCAAGAAUAAGUUGUGCAAAGCACACUUGAUGAUGACACCAUGUUGAUUUGGGGGGUUCUUGAACACAGAAGCCUCAGUGAGCAGGCAGGCUGCAAAAACUGCUAAUUAGUUUAGGCUGCAUCUGGGCUGCUUCUAUGCACCAUUCAAAGUGAAAAGGUUAAUCCUUCUUAGGGCCAUGUUAUCAUUUGCCACUGAAUCGGAGCAAACGUCAGUCGGGUUUUCUCCAAUGGACAGUUGCUCAAAUUUAUCACUAAGGAACGGGUGUUCCACAGGGGAAGGCAGUGGAGCAGAAGCAAAACCACUCGCACCCAUGCUUUUUAGGGACGAGACAAGUGGAUGUCUGAAUGGGCCCUGAAUCAGAAUGCUUCAGGACCCUGGACAGAGCCCCAUGGAAGGUGCUCCCUGGACCCACACAGAGGAGAGAGUAGUUGCCUCAACAAGAUGCAGAGGACUUUUUAGGGCCAAGUGGAAAGUGUGCCUUUAAUAUAGAUAUUUAAAAUAAUUAAGAAGAGUGUGCAUGCAGGUUACAAGCUUCAACCCAGCAGGAGCUGGCUGCAAAUUAGAGAACAGACAGUCUGCAGGUUCUGCCCUCCUCUACUCACCCCUCCCAAUUAACCUCCGUCUCCAAGACAUUACAAAGGCCAACCCUAGGCAUUUAGGCCCUGAAAUCUUAGGUAUGGGAUGCUGCUGAUUCUAGUGUUAGGAGAAAUUCACACUCAAAAGCUGUUGGGUUUUCAUGAGGACUUUAAAAAAUUGACAGAUCUACUUGCAGCUCCCGGCCAAGUGACACAUUGGGUGGAAAUCCCACAUUUGGUGCCAUGUGAAGUGUUAAAUUGCCCUAAGAAGAUCUCUCAGUUUGGGCAGGCAAUAAAUAGUCUCUAAGAAUUCAUAUAGCAACACUGGGGAGAGUGAGAAUUCAGAGAAAAGGAGGGUCAACGGAACCCUCACUGAGAUUUUAGAUCUGCAAAAAUCCAGUUCUGCUUCACAGAAUUAUUGCCUUUUCCAGCAGUCAACUCUCACAGGUAGUGAUUUUUAUUUUAUUUUAAUCCUGAUUCCGAAAGACUUGCACAACCUUUGGGGGUUUUUUGUUCUCCUGUCGUGAGGGCACAAGGGUCACAAAUCCUGGAGUAAAUGGAGAGCUUUUGCAGGAAGGAGGCCCCAGAAUGCAUUGCUCCACCUGCAGCUUGAGAUGCACUGCAUUCUGAGAAAUGCAGUCUUCAAGGAGCAGGGCGCCCUCGUGUUUACAAGGAAGGCAGCCAUUUUGCCAAAGUUUCUUUUUUCAUCACGGCCCUGUCCACUGAAGGGACAGGAGGAGGAAGGGAGCAAAGUGUUUGGUGUGGCCAGCUUAACGGUCCGAAGAGUCUAAAAGGAUGCCUAAAAAACCAGCAAAAAUUAAAAAUAAUCAUCCGAUAAGAAGGAAUGAAACAAAAAGCAACAAGGAUGGAGGAGAAAGUGAACACGAGCCUCCUAAAUUCCACAUUUUGAUACUUUUUAAACACAAGAGUUUUCUGGCAGUGGCGAUAAACCAUGACCUUGAACAGUCGCCUUUGACACAGUGCAGAAACUUGAACAAACGUUACCUUAAAUUCAAGAAAAGUCAGUAUUUAUUUCUAUAAAGAAUUAAAAAAAAGACGAAGAGAGAUUUUAAAGCAAAGUUAUUUACUCAGCAUGUGUCGCUAUGCUCUGUUCUUAGUGAGGGAUUGCUUUAACUGAGAGUCGUUUGGGGGACUGAUUUAUUUAUUUUGGUUCCUCCUCGUUCAUCAAGGGCAGAGAAGCUCAGCUCAUGAGGAUGUUUGCUGCUGCUAUGACUACAAUUUCCAUUAAUUUCUGCCCCCUCUCGCCUUCUUUUCCUUUUUGAAAGAGAGUGCCAGAGAGGAAACCAGCCCAUUGGAUGUGAGGAGGACUCAAGAGCCAAUUCUGGCCUGAUACUAUCUUUCUUGCCCUCGUUCUAAUGCAUCCUUCUGCAGAGUCUCUGGUAGUGGAAGAAUCUAAGGUUCGGGUCCCCCUGAUUAAUCCAGGGAUGUGCCCUCAGGGCUGUGGAUUUAGCUGGAACAUUCUUUCAUUUUUGGAAGCGGGGGGCAGCUGUGACAGCAUCCACCUACGGCAAGUCCUCCAAGCAAUGGCAUUCGACUGGAUGGAGUGGCUACCGGGAGGGGGAAGCUUUCCCUCCUUCUCCUCUUGUUGCCCCCAAGAUCGCAUUCCAAGGGAUGUGUGAAUAGAGGGCAGCGGUCAAGAACAGCGCAUGGUGCGCAGCGAUUCGCCUGGGAAGCCACGAUUUCAUGUUACCAGGACAUAUAACUGGGAGGUGUAGGGAAGGUGGAAGAGCAGGAUUAAAAGGUGUGACUCAGAGGAACAGAGACCAAAGUGUCUUCUAAGAGAUAUUUCAUCUCUAGGUUUGGAGGGUUGUUGGGGGAGGGCGAGGAGAGCAAGAUGUUUAUUUAUUUAUUUACUUACGUGUUUAUUUAUUUAUUGGGUGGAAUGACGUCGCUAUUUAUUUUCUCUUUUUUAAGAAAAUAAGAAUGAUGAUGAUGAUGAUAACUGUGAGAUUCUCUGCCUGUGAACUUUGGUCAAAAUUGAGCUAUGGGUGUGUGGUCUCCCUCCCUUUUAUUAUUAUUAUCAUAAAUCCCUGACUGGUUCAUGGCCUUCCCUUCUUCCCUGUCCCCCACCCCAUCAGUCUCACAGCUCACUGUGCUGAGAAGGCAGGAAAAAAGAGGUUUGUAAGUGGAUGAUGAUGUGAUGUUCGCUGGAAAUUAUCCCCCCCCCAAUCUCUGCAGUGUUAACCCUUGCACACUUUGAACAGGACCUGAGCACUUUUGAUAUAUGUUUUCUUUCCUGUUUAAAACUUAUUCUUAUUCUUAACCGAGAAAUCAGAUAGUUGGGGCCACGAUCCAGUUAGCACCUGCAAACCUCACAGAUUCCAAUGGGAAACCGCAGAGCCUAGGCUCAACUUUCUCCUAGGGGCAUCAAUAAGACUUAAAAGUGUUUUACUUUGUUCUGCACUUAUCUAUUCAGAAGUAAGUCUAACUGAGUUCAAUGGGAAGCAUGUAGACUAACAGGAGCUGGAUCAAGCCCCCUGAACUUCUGGGUGUCAUAACGUAAAUUUGAGCCAAAAACUUGUUUUGUGUUCUUUUUUAAAAAAAAACUGGGUGGGAGGCAGAAAAUGUCUCUGCAAUACUUUGAAGGCAAAUGAAUUUUUCUUAAUGUGAUUAUUUGUAUUACUGGGUUCCGUGAGGAUGUUCUAAAGGCCUUUGGGGAAUAUAAACAUUAAUUGAACGGAUAGUGCAGGAAAUGGUAUGCUCAGGUUGAAGAGCUGCUUAGUACAUCAGCAUGCCUCUGUCGAUCACUCCACCCUCAACGGCUCACAGCUGAAGCCCUGCUCAGAGGUUUGGGUUGCCCUCCAUGCCUUCAAUGGGUACAGUGUGGGGCAACAGGCUCCGCUCUCCCUGCCCACAUCUGCUAAAUACAUGGAGAAGAACCCAGAUUUAUUAAAAGGGCUUGGAUGUGCAAGCAGUUUUCCCUUAAAAAGCAAGGGGGCAUACAAACAUCCUUUUCUAUGGGGAUUGCACUAUGAUGGCAAGUUCAUACACACAGGCUAUGACUUACUGGUGCACUCAUUGAGAAAUUUGCAUGCAAGUGGAAGUUGAGCCACAGUGUAUUGGGGAGGGGGCAUUUCCCAACAGCAGUUCACCUUCUGCAAAAUUGGGGUGGCUAUUUUUGUGCAGAGAGGCUAUACCAAGGGUCGGCAAAGCUUACCAGCCAUGGGCCGGAUCACUCCCACUGAGAUCCUCCGUGGGCUGGACCGGCGCAGCACGAUGCCAGAAAUCGCGUCUGCACAUGCGCAGAUGCCGAAAAUCACACCCACACAGAAGCGUUUUUUGGCAUCCGGGCAUGUGCAGACGCAGUUUCCGGUAUCUGCGCAUGCGCAUAUGUGGUUUCCAGCACCACUUGGCAAGUCCCCAUGGUGUGCUGCACUGGUUUAGCGCAGCGUGUGGGGGACUCGCCAAGGGAGCAGCUCGUGGGCAGGUAAAACGGUCUUCAUGGGCCGCAUCCGGCCCAUGGGCCACACGUUGCCGACCCCUGGGCUAUGCUAUGCAGUUGCUACCUGUAUAGUAGCAAGGAGUGGGGGAGGAAUUUGGUUCAGAUUGCAUUCAAAUUCAAAUUUCCCAGAUUCACGUUUUUCCAAAACAGCACAGGAACUUUGAAAUCCACAUAUCCCCAAAUUUUGCAAUGCAUUUCUCCAGACGAGUAAUGUGUGCCCCCAAAAAAGGGAAUUCUGUUAAAUGUGCAUAUAAAUGCAUACAUCAGUGAAAAUAGCACAAUCAGGGGAAAUGCUGUGGAAAAAUGUCUUCGGUCUGUGAAAUUGCAUACAAAUAUGUGUUUAUUAGGAGAAAUUUGCAUGAAAUUGUGAUGGAUUUUCAUAAGCACUUUUUUAAAAAAGAAAGAAAAAGAAAAAUUGCAAGUUGCUGCAAAAUGUAGAGAACUGAUUAAGAUUGGAACACUGAGAAACUGGAAGAAACCAAAAUUGACAGAUUCCCCCACCCCUAAAAGUACCUGCUGCCCCUUUGACUUUGAAGGAGACUGCCCAGCACUAACCGUGCUUUGGAGGGAGAUGGGGACAGAUGGCGGAGUCGCCGCAAAAGGCAGCGAUUUAUCUUUCGCUCUUUCCAAGCAAACUUCACACCUCCCUUUUUGCAAUGUCACCUUCUGCUGAGCAAAAUGAACCUGGGGAAAAUCUGGCACAGCUGGCGCACGAAGCGCCGCUGCCGCUGAGUAGGUUUGUUUUAACAUGGUUUGCAAAGUGGAGGCGCCUCUUUGCAUUUUGCGAAGAUCGAAGCCCGUUUCGGGCGGCAGCAGGAGCUGCCC
Molecule: messenger RNA, 10448 nt
Organism: Podarcis raffonei (Aeolian wall lizard)
Lineage: Eukaryota; Metazoa; Chordata; Lepidosauria; Squamata; Lacertidae
Gene: FBXO41
Product: F-box protein 41
Exons: 13
Coding region: 873-3326 (817 amino acids)
Molecular function (GO): protein binding
Source: RefSeq, a predicted model, not a curated record